CCAACCUUGGUGGGAGAGGAGGAUCCAUGUGAGACGAACUAGUCACAUCCCGGCGCACGUUAGCAAUGAGAAGCUCCUAGAUUGGAACGACGAAGGUGAUUAGAAGGGCGGAAAUCUCAAAGAGCGCACACAGUCACUGCAACUAAUUUAUCCACCUCUUUCUUCUUUCCUUUAACUUAACUUCACUUUCUUCUCUAUAAGUUCCAUUGUUUCUCCCUCCCCUUCCGUUUCCAUUUCCUCUCACGCGCCAUGGACUCCUCCGCUGCCAUUCGAUCCUUUCACUAUCCCAUUGGCACUAUGUCCCAUAUGCGACCCUCCCUUGGGAAGCAAGUAUUAGUUCCCAUCCAUAAUGUCAGAUCAAACUCUAAAACUAGACUUUUCAUCCAGCAUUUUUCAUAUGGUCAGAAGCACAUUAACUUCCACACGAAGGGGAAGAACACACUAGUUUCAUGCGCAAAAACAGCUGAAGCUAUCAACAAAUCCAAGUCUGAUGUUACUUCAAAUAGCACUCCACAAGACUCAUUGGAGAAAAAGCCUUUGCAAAUAGCUACUUUUCCUAAUGGAUUUGAGGCUUUGGUAUUAGAGGUCUGUGAUGAGACUGAAAUUGCUGAACUGAAAGUAAAGGUUGGAGAUUUUGAAAUGCAUAUUAAGCGAAACAUUGGAGCAACAAAAGCUCCUUUGUCUAACAUCUCACCAACUACACCACCACCAAUUCCUAGUAAACCUAUGGAUGCAGCGGCACCUGCUACCCUGCCACCAUCACCACCAAAAUCAUCACCACAAAAGACCAACCCAUUUUCAAAUGCUUCCAAAGAGAAAUCACCAAGAUUGGCAGCAUUGGAGGCCUCUGGUAUCAAUAACUAUGUCUUAGUAUCAUCUCCCAGGGUUGGCUUAUUCCGAAGAGGUAGAACAGUGAAAGGGAAGAGGCAACCUCCUAUCUGUAAAGAGGGUGAUUUUAUCAAAGAAGGACAAGUCGUUGGGUAUUUGGAUCAGUUUGGCACUGGACUUCCUAUUAAGUCUGAAGUGUCUGGAGAAGUGUUGAAGCUACUUGUUGUCGAUGGAGAGCCUGUUGGUUAUGCAGACCCUCUUAUUGCUGUCUUGCCGUCUUUUCAUGACAUCAAAUUGUAGCAUAUUCUGAGAGUUGCCAAUCUAUUCAGUCACGUUCCUAAACGGUAAGGACAGAUUGUGAUGAAUCAUGUUUUAAAGCUAAAGCAUGAGAAAGUGAGAAACCAUUUUUUGUAUACUAGAAAGGGCUUGUGAAAUGAAAUCCGUCGCCUUCCCUGCCUAUCGAAAAUCAGGGGGUAUCUACGUGUAAAACAUUACACAUUGUUGUACUAUUCGAUAUUGUGUUGAAGAGAAAAGUUACUCUCUAACAUUUUUUUUAAUUAUUAUUGACUGUUGAUGGUUGAAAUAGGAUGAAAUAAAGUGGAACUAAAUUAUUGAUA
Cajanus cajan (pigeon pea) is the source of this 1445-nucleotide messenger RNA. RefSeq names its product biotin/lipoyl attachment domain-containing protein. Lineage: Eukaryota; Viridiplantae; Streptophyta; Magnoliopsida; Fabales; Fabaceae. The record is from RefSeq and is a predicted model, not a curated record.